Papaver somniferum (opium poppy) is the source of this 1615-nucleotide messenger RNA. RefSeq lists its product as uncharacterized. The record is from RefSeq and is a predicted model, not a curated record. The transcript is spliced from 3 exons. Lineage: Eukaryota; Viridiplantae; Streptophyta; Magnoliopsida; Ranunculales; Papaveraceae. Bases 745 to 1155 code for a protein of 136 amino acids.
UUAGGGUUGAAGAAACUGAUACAAAUAAGGUUAGAUUCUUUGAUAAUGUAAGUGUAAAUUCUGGUGGAUUGACUGGUUUUAGUGAUGUUGUUCAUGUUGCAUACCAGUUACCACCUAUUAAGAAGGUGAAUUUGACUUGGUUCAGUGAGACAGACCUAUUCUAUAUUGGUAAUGAUGAUGAAUUUUUUGAAAUGUGGGAUGAAGGAGUAGUUGAAGUUGAUGGGUAUAUUCAUCUGUACAUGAAUGUUACAAAUAGGAGGGUUCCUCUUAGUGAUGAAUUCCUUUCCAGUUCUUGUUUGUCAGUUUCAAAGAGUCUCUAUCAACACAUGAGAAAGUGAAGAGUACAUCAGUACAUCAAGGUUACACAUUGAAAGAGGUGCAGCAGUAGUGACUCUUGACCCGGCUAGUCUUUUAACACCUAAGAAGAGGAUCUUGUAUAGUAAAUCUCAUGAGUUAUUAAGGAGAAGUCCUAGACUGUUGAAGAAGUACAUUGAUACAGUAAAAGGAAGUUUGGGUAGUGCCAGUGGUAAGAAGUUAUUUGUUAAUGUGGAUGAUGAUGAGGUUGUGGAUGCUGAAAUAUCAGAUAAAGCAAGACAGUUACUGUUGGAGUAUGAAAACAUACAACUCAGAAAUAAUGAACCAGAUGACUGUCAUCUCAUUUAUGAUUGUAGAAGUCCAGUGGACGAUGAUGCAGAGUUGGGUAUUGAAGUGUAUACUGAUUUUGUGAACAACUACUUUGGUGGAAUGGACUCUUUUGAUUUCCUACAUCCACAACUAUAUAAAAAAAAGGGAAACGCAUAUGAAGCAUCAAAUGAUAAUAAUUGUGGUGUUACUGAGGAGUAUGACCCUAAAGGAAAAGCACCAAUAGUUGAUGUACCAUCUGAUGCUGAUAGUGAUGAUACUUCUAGUGGCUCUGAUUCUGAAGAUGAUGAAAGGACUUUAUCAGUUCAAGUGCUUGCAGAGGAUGAUGGUAAUGAAACAGUAUGGUUCAAUCGGUACAAGAAAGUUUGGGGGGCACAUGUAGAAGCUGCUCAAAGACUAACUGAAUUUGAUGAUGACACUGGUAAUACUGAGCAAUUUGUGGAUGUUGAUACCAUGUUUGUGUGUUUUUUGGUGGCAGUUAUUGCAACAGUUACUAUCUGGUUGAUACUCUGAGAGCUACUUAUGCUCCUGAGAUGGGUUUAUUGCUAGGCAGAGAAGAAUGGGAUGAGCCAGAAGACAGUUUCAAAAUGAGACCUCCUAUUGACAUCAUAAAAUCAGGAAGACCAUGUAAGAAGAGAGAGAGAGCUUAUGAUGAGGGUCACACAUAGAAGAAGGUUAGAAGUUGCACAAGAUGCAAGACAAUUGGGCACAACAGGAGAACAUGUGCUGAUGCACCUGUUGGAUCUAAUCCAAAAGGAAAGAGGCAUAGAACCAUGGUUCAAGGAGGAUCUCACUCUACUUCUUAUCCAGAUACAGCUGAACUUAGUACCAGUAGGAGAGGCAAUAGAGCUACAAGAGGAACAAGAGGGAGAGGAGCUGCUUCAUAUUCAUAUGCUGCUGCUGCAUUAUCUACUCAACCUACACAUGCUUCUGCUGCAUCAUCUUCUCAACCUACACAUGCUGGUGCUGCAUC